UGGAUCCUCGAAGGAGGGAAGGACUUUGUUUACGCUCGCUUCAGAGCAGGGCGGGAGGAAUUCCGGCCCACUGGGCUUUUAGUGCAGCUGCAUGUCGGAGCGGGAAUAGCGGGGAUACCCGGCUCUCAUGGAGGAACAGUGGGACUUCCAGCUCCUCUCCCGGAUCGCUGACAGCCUGGUGGCGUUCCUGUCCGAGUUUGUGGACGACUGGCUGGCCAACGACAUGCGGGUGGCCGUGUUCAAGAUCCUGCUCAGCUGGCUGGUCCUCAGCCUGAUCGCCAUACAUUUCGCUUGGAAAGUCUACGGGAACACGGUCAACGACAUGUACUACCGGCAGGGAACCGGAGGACAGAAUGGUGGCACACCUGACACAGCGCCUCACUUGAGAGGAUGGUAGGUGUCCUGGCAUCUGUUUGCUUCCAGGGAGAGUGCAGUGGGGGACGCCCUGAAAACUCACCGCGAGUGAUUGGGCACCAGUUGGAUUCAAAUCUUGGACCGGUUUUGAGACGAGUGGGCUCAGGGUGGACCAUGGUGACCUUAUUCUACCUGGAGACAUGAUAGUAACCACAUUCCUGAAGAGAAGUGUGCCACUACGACCUUCCUGAACAUGUGAAGAUGUAGGAGAAAAAGUGAUGUCUGAACAAAAUUUGAGUGGUUUGGUGAAAAGGAAUCAAGUAUCCUCCUUUUUGACCCAGCAAACAGUGCUGGCUCUUCUUGCCUGGUCAUACUUGGACUGACUCUUUGUAAUUUGUAAUUAGUGUGUUGUAUGACUCCUGAUAUGGCUUGACCGUCACGUAACCACUCCCAUCCUGUCAAUUACAGACUAAUAGAGAAUACCAGUGGAAACCACACUGCCGCAGACUCUCACUACUGGACUAAGCCAAGUAAAUCUGCUGGAAAACAGCUUGUUUGCCACUGAGCAGCCAAUAACAUUUGCAGGAUGUUUAUAUGUAAUUGUUUAGCCCAUAUUAAGCAGCUUGGGAUUUAGUCUUGCAGGGACAAAUGUGAUCUUGUGACGAUGGUGUGUCUGGGGGCAGCGCUCAACUUGUGCAAAGAUGGUAUACAAGGUAAACCACAUAGCACACGCCUGUUACACAGUUCCCAUUGGGUAUUGGGUUAAUAUUGGGUCAAUCACCUCGCCCCUGCUCAUCUCUUCCAGGGCAACAGCAGCAAACUGUGCAGUCAGACCUGUAAGAAUUAAUAGUGGAUUGUAAUAAUGUAGUAAUAAUGUAGUAAUAAGUGGAUGAACAAACUGAAAACAAGAAAAUGCACGUUAAGGAAUAUCAGAGGGGGGAAAACACAAUGACCAGAAUUUCCUGCUGGUGUGAAAGGGCCUCAGGUCUCUAUUGUCAGCUUAAAGGGGUUAUCAGUCCCCUGCCUCACGCACAACGAUGCCCCCUACUGUGGGCUGUACUUUCACAAGGUGGGAGAUUAAGUUUGGUCUCACCCAAAUAAGUCUGUGUUCCCAUCAACAAAAUUUCUCAUGGUUGUCCUCAGACGUUACCGCUAUGAGAUCGCGUUUGGCCACGAGACCAUUACGAAGUUUGUAAGUGAACCCAUCCAUCAUCGCUCGUCUACUUCCACAGUAAUUAGUUAUGAGCCAAGUCAGCAUGCCUCCAAGCUGUCACACACCUAAUCAUAGAUCACUGUUGUUGGAAGAGAACCAUCUGCAAAACGACGACUUCACAGCAGAAGCAAAAAUCCUACUUUACUUUUAAUGUAAAUGACUUUUUCCCCAACUAAUCUCGAGUCAUUUCUGUUGGUCCGUUCAUCAUGAAGUUUACACACAAUAUAUAACCAUGGGAAUUUUCAAAUUAUGUCAAAUGUCUUCCGACAACAGCGAUAUACCUAAUUUGCUGACUUCAGCUCCAAUGAAUCUCAAAAGGCGUCAGAUAAACACAAGAAUGCGAUACAGGUACUUCAUUUGAUCUGUUCUUUAAGUUCACUGGCAGAUCUCACCCCAGCAGUAACUGUGUGUUGUCAGGAGUGAGAAACCAUCCCUAAAGUCAUGCUUAACAUUAGCUGCUCAAAUGUCCAUAAGUUCUGGACAUUAAUCAGCAGGCAAGUUACUAUGUUGGUGUGUUCAUAGAACUCAGUUAAUCGUAGUUCAGUCAUCAUGACUUUUUUUUUUUCUUCUGGUGUGACAGAACAGGGUGUGUGGAUAUCAUACCUUUACCAAGUACUCUCCAGUGUGAUUGACAGCAAUUCUUCUGUGAAAACAUUAAAGGUCACUCAUACAAA
Pygocentrus nattereri (red-bellied piranha) is the source of this 2241-nucleotide messenger RNA. It is a transcript of the gene tcta, whose product is annotated as T cell leukemia translocation altered. The record is from RefSeq and is a predicted model, not a curated record. The transcript is spliced from 3 exons. Bases 128 to 397 code for a protein of 89 amino acids. NCBI's taxonomy places the organism in Eukaryota, Metazoa, Chordata, Actinopteri, Characiformes, Serrasalmidae.